Molecule: messenger RNA, 1897 nt
Organism: Verruconis gallopava
Lineage: Eukaryota; Fungi; Ascomycota; Dothideomycetes; Venturiales; Sympoventuriaceae
Exons: 2
Coding region: 699-1742 (347 amino acids)
Source: RefSeq, a predicted model, not a curated record
GCAGCGACGCAGCAAAGCGAAUGGUUCCGGGCCAACAAAAUCGGCACGACCGCCCACUCCAGUCCUUCUUCAUCAUGCCCUGUGCACCACUUGGAUCAUGCAGGUGGUGCCCUGCGUUGCGACAACCCGGGCCUGGGCCACCAGCUCUCUGAGUCGAGCUCUUGACGCCCUUCGUUGUUUGUGUUUGGGUGUGCCCUCGUCGUCUGGACGACGCUCCUGAGCAGACGGCCAUGGCCUCGUCCAGCGAUCCGUCUUCCCAGGACGCACUGCCGCUUUGCCGGUGCCCAGCUGCAGUCCGUUCAGAGACGCUGCUUGGCCCUUUGGUCUCAUGCCUGUAGUACCUCUGUAGUCAUCAUCGCAUCCGCGCCUGGUUUAGGGCGAACUGUUGGGCAACAAGGCCGCAAGACCCUGAACGAUGCACACGCUAAGCUGGACUGGGCAUCUCUGUCGUCACUCGUGAUUGAGAGGGAAGACGGGGAAGGAAAAAAAAAAGCUGUUGGAACAGAGCAUUGCAGCUCCCCCCAUCCAUCACGGGUUCUACGUCGGUAACGGAGAGACAAAGGGCGCGACGGUUACUAGGCCACGUGAGAAUCGCGAGAGCAUCAGCGCAGCAGCUCCCGUCAUCUGCAAGACAGUCUGCAAAUUCUCUCCCCCAUCCCAACUUGCAAUGUCGCUAGCAAGUGCAUGUGCCGUCAAACAUGGACAUGAUUGGCGACGACGACGCUGACUGGGAAUAUGAGUACGCCGAGAACGAGACAGAGGACUACUACGUCGUGCUCGAGCUGCCCGACACGUCAGGCCUGAAGCCGAAAAGCAAGGCCGACGAGCUCUUCGCGCCACAUGAUCCAACCAAAGCGAGGGGGAAGGCGCCGCACGCAGGCAAGAAGCGAAGACGUGGCCCUGAGGAUGGCGACGUCGACGGCGCAAACGAGGGAAUCGAAGGCAACGAUGGCGAUGCUGCAUCAAGUCCCGCCGAGCACAAACCCAACGACGACACCGCCGCCUUCACUCAGCCGCGCCUGCUCCGCGACCUGGAGGCUAUGAGUCUAGCCGCUACAGGAAAGCAGUCGGACGGCUUCGUCUCUGCUGAAGACGGCUUGCAGAUCGUGGAUCUGGGCACGGACGAGCCCGUGAUCAAGUAUCAGGGCCAAAUCUACAACUGCCAGUGGGCCGCGAGCAUCGGCUCUGACCUUCUAUUUGCUCGAAGGCCGGAGCAGCCAAGCCCAGAAUACCAGCCGUUGUACUCCUUCAAGGAUGUAGACCUCCUGGGCAUUGGCGCCGCGAGGCUCAUCGCGUCGCCCGCCACGAUCGAGCGAAAGCACGACCUCACGCGGCAGUCUCCCCUCGACGCGCCGCUGCCCGAAGGCGGUCAGGCAAACUUGAACAAGGACGUGGUAAGGCAAGCGAGGUUCCUGGGUCGCAUCGCAGAGAUCAAGGCGAGCAGGGGCGAGCAGGUCGGCAACCUCAAGACGCUGGCCGAAUCCGUCUUUCGCACUCCGGAGAACUUUGGCCCGGACGGCAGGCCCCUGAGAAGAGGCAGGGGCGGAAGGGGUGCUGCUGCCCGCGCUGCUCGGAGACGAGCUGGCGCUGCGGCGCAGGUAGCGACGAACGUCGCCACCGACGCAGCCGCUAUCGUCUCGACACACGCAGGAGGAGUAUCAACGCACAGCGAGGGCGGAUCGACGCCGACGCCGGUUAGGUGGGCAGAUCUGGAAGACGACGGGAACGCCAAAGCAAGUUAAAAAAAUUUGGCACACCUUCACGCGGCCGCGUUGAGCGUGCCUCACAGAUGCUACUCGAACCAGUGUGGCUCAGUUUGCUCGUGGUCACUCAAGGCGAUACCCUUAGGCUCUCAAAGAGGACGGGUCAAAAGAAAAAAAAAAAAGGCAGACACAGU